AUGCCCUCCAGGAAAAAAGCCUCCCUGUUUGCAUCUGCCUUCGUGAGCUGCGUGUGCUCCUUUGGGAUGGUCUGUGUGGUGCUGGCCACCCAGCAGUGGAUGAGCAGCCAGCUCCGCUUCUCCAACAGCACUGUCAGCCUCACCUAUGGGCUCUUCAGUGGGACCUGUGAGCAGUUCGUCGACCCAGGACUUCAGGUUUCAGAGAAAGCUUUCCAAGUUGCAGGUAACCUGGGAAGCACCAAGGCAAAGAGCACGAUCACUGCAAUUAUUGUCAUCCUGGUCCUCAGUCUGCUGAGUUCCCUCCUGAGCUCUGGAUUUACCUGCACUAAUGCUGUCAGCAAUCCCUACCAGACUUUUUUGGGACCUAUUGGAGUCUACACCUGGAAUUCCUUAUGUGGCAUCUUCACCCUUCUAGCCAUGAUCCUGUUCCCUGUGAACGUGGAAGGACACGAGCUGUCUGUGGAACUGGCUCGUGGAUGUUUUCCUUUCCUGCAGACACACGUGGAAUCUGCACACACCUAUGGCUAUUCAUACUGGCUCAUGCUUCUCAUCCUCCUCCUGAACAUUAUCUCUGCCUUCAUCAUAUAUAUCUACGACCAUGCAAGAUAUUCUAAGAAGAAAGAGCAGGAAAGACCCAUUCAAAAUGCACCGAAAGAUGUCAUUCUGUUUUGA
This is a messenger RNA of Merops nubicus (carmine bee-eater), 672 nucleotides long. RefSeq names its product clarin 3 (gene CLRN3). The record is from RefSeq and is a predicted model, not a curated record. Lineage: Eukaryota; Metazoa; Chordata; Aves; Coraciiformes; Meropidae. The transcript has 3 exons. Bases 1 to 672 code for a protein of 223 amino acids.